AUGCUUGCUAUGAUGCAAGGUCGACGACCAGACAACGCCAUCAUCGUCGAAUGUUCUGGUCGCAACGUCACGCCUGCCGACCUCGCCUCCUUUCCCUUUCCAGCGCAAAUCUCUCCCGAGACAAACCUCUUUUCAGACCGAAGCCCUGCCGAAGUCGUUGCUUUCCGACGUGACAACACUCCCCACGCACCGACGUACAAGCUCAUCAUUCGACUUCGAGAAGGUCUACCACGGAGGAUCAAGCAUUGCGUAGACUACUAUGGAGGAUCAAGGUGGAACUUUGGCGACUUCGAUCGGAUGAGAGGCGAGGUUCAGGACAUGCAGAGGUUCGAACUGCCUUUGCCUAGUGCGAACAGGAGGGACAAACCAGAAUGUACGAUCUGUUGA
Molecule: messenger RNA, 387 nt
Organism: Pseudozyma hubeiensis SY62
Lineage: Eukaryota; Fungi; Basidiomycota; Ustilaginomycetes; Ustilaginales; Ustilaginaceae
Exons: 1
Coding region: 1-387 (128 amino acids)
Source: RefSeq, a predicted model, not a curated record